GACUCGUCGCCCAGCAAAAGGCCGGCCCACUCCAAGGUGGUGGCGGUGGAUAUGGGAGAGCUCCAGCGGCUCCUGCACGAACAGGGGGAGAAGAUCAUGAAAGCACAACAUGAGCACUUGGAAGCCCGUAUGGGAGCCCUGGAGGAGCUGACCGGCAAAAGGAUGACGGCUGCGGAAGGCCGCCUGGGGGGUGUCGAAGGGAAGGUCGAGGCUUUGGAGCAGAAGUUGGAAGACCUUGUCAAGAAGAUCGAUUCUGGAGCCGCGGCGAGCCGACAGGGACCAGCUGAGACGGACAGGUGUCUCACGUUGGUGUAUGGGGGCUGGCAACGUGAUACACGAAGGGGAGAGUUGCUGAAUGGUCUCAACAAGUGUCUCAGGGAGUUAGAACUUGAUGCCCUGGUGGACUACCCUCCAUUUUGUACGGGACCCCGCAGGAGUACGGCAUUGUCAGUGUUCAAAGUAAGGGAUGGUGAGUCCGAAUACCAGGUGAAGCGCCGCAUGCAUCACAUCAUCAUUGCCCUGAGGGAGAAUGAGGUCCGGCUGCCGGGAGGGAAGCGCAUGUAUGCCAUGUACUCGAAGAGCAAAGAGGAGCGAGAGAUUGCCAGCAUGCUGCGUGGAUCAAACGGGCGGUCAGGCAAGCUGCCCCGCUCACCGUGGACAUGCUGGACCUGGAGUACUCCUCGGGUGGAGUGUGGUGUGGUUGACGAUGAGGAUGUCAUGUGGGGCUUGGGAUCGGCAUGGGUCCUGCCAGGGCAGCUGGCCAGGGAACUUGGGAUCUCCGUGGGUGCGCUCAAGGGAGGCGGUGGUGGAACAAGGCGAAGCUGUUUUCCUGGAAUGAAGUACCGCGCGGAGAAGCCGGGUGGCAACAUUCGGAAGCUUCGGGGUGGAGGUGUCUCACACAUCGGCAACCUGAUCAUGCGGAAAAGAUCGGCGGGCAGAGGGUCCUGGUUUCGCCUGAGACAUGUCCACGGCCAGGAGAUUUGGGUAGGGGUGGCGCACUUCACGCCGGGGUCCACACAGCCGCAACAUGCUGCUGAGGUCAACGAGUUCCUUCAAGGGUUGCCGAGCACGCACCUACCUGUUAUGGUUGGGUGUGACGUCAAUGCGCAAGUUGACUGGGUAGGAGGCGAGCUUGACUCGGCACUUGCGGUAGGCCUCAAUGGAAAGACGGCGGAGUUUCUCUCGGCUGCGCAGGAGAGGGCGAUGGCGCCGAUACCGCCACUGGUUGGGCAAAGGGGACUGCCGACCAGUCGGCCCCGGCAAGCAGGGAGGGAAGGGAAACAUAUUGAUGUUGUGCUCUCGGCUAGAAUACGGACGGGAGAGGUCAUCCAGGAAGUGACACAGGGCAGCAAGGCGCGAGGGCACAGCAAUGUCGUGGACGACGGCGAGAAACAUGAGGAAGCAGUCGAGGCAGCGAUGGGAGCAGGCAAAGGGGCGCUGCUGGGAUUCUACAAUGGCAUCUUCGAGUCGGUGUUCAAUCGGAUGCUGUUGGCCAGAACACUCCCCUACAUAGGAGUGGUUGCAGCCAAGAUUGACAUCACCAAGGCCUAUGACAUGGUCAACAGGCCACGGUUGCUUCAGAAGCUCCUAGGGGCCCUCGGGGAUGGACCUGUCUACCGAUGUUGGCAGGCACUUCUUUCGGACACGUGGGCCAUCCUCAUGGACACACAGCGAAAGCACUCCUGGGCUGAUCGGGACCAGGUGUUUCCAUCUCUUUGCCUGGAGGAGCUACUUUUCAUGGACGAUGGCGUGCUUUGGUCAGGGUCGGCUGUAGGAUUGUCGCGUAAGCUGGAGGAGUGGACAGCAGAACUCCGAGAGUACGGCCCGAGCCUGAAUGCUGCAAAGUGCAAAGUUUACUUCUCUCCCUAUGCCAAGGGUUCCAGGAUCGUGAAGGUCCAAGGCAUCCUGAUCCCGGAAGUCGCGAAGUUGGAAGUGAUGGGCAUCCCCUUCAGGGUCGGGGCCCCUCCAGCGGAAUUGCUGGCUCCUUUGAUUUCCCGGGCCAAGGACAAAUUUUGGAGCAUCAAACAUCUGCUACGAGCACGGACGCCGCUUGCAGGCAGAGUCAUCUUCUUGGAUAGGGUUAUCGGAGGGACAGUUCUCUGGUGUUUGUCGGCACUGGCACCAGAUUCCAACAGCAUGCUGCUGCUCAACUCACUAGAAUUGCAGUGUGUGGUCUCGUGCAUGAGGGUCGGGAUACAAACAGCGGGCCUUUCGUGGUGCCCGCCAGGUGGUAUGGACGUACUUAAAAAAGCGCUGGUCUACAUGCUGGCUGGAACGCUGGUGGAACUUCUCGGGACACAGGGCGAGAGGAAGGGACAGGGUGGUGCCAGGGGCAGCAACCAUCAUUGA
Messenger RNA from Symbiodinium sp. CCMP2456, 2349 nucleotides. The record is from the annotation of a GenBank genome assembly. NCBI's taxonomy places the organism in Eukaryota, Dinophyceae, Suessiales, Symbiodiniaceae.